Molecule: messenger RNA, 1437 nt
Organism: Gilbertella persicaria
Lineage: Eukaryota; Fungi; Mucoromycota; Mucoromycetes; Mucorales; Choanephoraceae
Product: DNA glycosylase
Exons: 6
Coding region: 1-1437 (478 amino acids)
Biological process (GO): mismatch repair; base-excision repair
Cellular component (GO): nucleus
Molecular function (GO): oxidized purine DNA binding; 8-oxo-7,8-dihydroguanine DNA N-glycosylase activity; adenine/guanine mispair binding
Source: RefSeq, a predicted model, not a curated record
AUGAGCUCAAAAGACCAAAAAGUCUCAGAUGCAUGGAUAGAUAUCGAAGAGUGUGUUUCGAGCAAAAGACUGUUUCAUUCAGAUACAUAUCAUAAAGUAUCAAACGCAGAAAAAAUUCGAGUUCAACGAGAUCUACUCGACUGGUACCAUGCCGAGAAAAGAACCAACAUGCCCUGGAGACAAGACAAUGACAAAACUUGGGAUCGACAACGUUUAGGUCAAAGGGCAUAUGAAGUGGCUACAGUCAUUGACUAUUAUAACCGUUGGAUGACUGCUUUUCCAACCAUUCAUGACUUGGCCAAAGCAGAUAUUGAAAAAGUAAAUACAUUAUGGGCUGGAUUAGGCUAUUAUUCUCGAGCAAAACGGCUUUGGGAAGGUGCACAAAAAGUAGUAAAUCAAUUAGACGGUCUUUUGCCAGACAAUGCUAAAGAUUUGCAACAUGAAAUACCUGGUGUAGGAAGGUACACAGCGGGUGCUAUCUCUUCCAUUGUGUUUGGUGAAACGACACCUGUUGUAGAUGGAAAUGUGAUUCGUGUCAUUGCUCGUUGGAGAGCCAUUUAUGCAGAUUCUAAAAAGGCAAAGACCAUUGAUUUAUUCUGGGAUAUUGCUGCUCAAUUAGUGUCUGAAACAAAUCCAGGCGACUUCAAUCAAGCCAUGAUGGAAUUAGGUGCUCGUGUUUGUACUCCUCAGAAUCCUAGCUGUACAAUGUGUCCUAUUAGAACAGACUGCAGAGCAUUAAAUCAACUCCAAGUGGCAAAAGACAUGUCGAAAAAUGGAUUCUUUGACGAAGCAAAAAGAAAGAGAAAGCAUGAAUCUACUGAACAUGCAUGUUCUGUAUGUCAUGAAAUACAGUCUGAUUUGUCAGAAGAAGAGUACGUGGUGACAAAAUAUCCUCUUAAAGUAGACAAGAAGCCUCCCCGAGAUGAAGAAUGUGCUGUCUGUAUUGUGGAGAGGAUUGUUUCUAAAGACCAAGAGCCUCUUUAUUUGAUAUCCAAAAGAUCAGACACUGGUUUAUUGGCUGGCUUAUGGGAAUUCCCUAGCCUAGAAUUAGAUUCUCUUGACACCUCUUAUCAGGAUCGUUCUAAAAAAGCAACUGAAUUUUUAAAGCAAAAAUAUCAAUUGGACUUCAAAAGCCCAACUAGACAAGAUUUAGGCAACGUUGUUCACUUAUUUUCUCAUAUUCGCAAAGUGUAUCAUAUUGAAUGGAUUCAAUACCAAGAUGAGCAUGAAAGGAUGGACACAGACCAAACAAAAUGGGUUACUCUAGAAGAAUUAAAAGUAUCACCUAUACCAACAGGUCUCAAAAAGGCAUUGAAGUUACUUGAAAAGUUCAAAACUACAAAUUCAACCGCCUUAACAAAAAAGAAAAAAGUAGUAACCAAAAAGACUACUGUCAAGUCAGCAAAUAUUACUUCCUUUUUUAAAGCGACAAAAUAA